This is a messenger RNA of Sorghum bicolor (sorghum), 2009 nucleotides long. Its product is annotated as probable protein S-acyltransferase 1. The record is from RefSeq and is a predicted model, not a curated record. Lineage: Eukaryota; Viridiplantae; Streptophyta; Magnoliopsida; Poales; Poaceae. Gene Ontology annotation, cellular component: endoplasmic reticulum; Golgi apparatus. The transcript is spliced from 5 exons. Gene Ontology annotation, molecular function: protein-cysteine S-palmitoyltransferase activity. Bases 352 to 1650 code for a protein of 432 amino acids. Gene Ontology annotation, biological process: protein targeting to membrane; peptidyl-L-cysteine S-palmitoylation.
CUCCUGGCUCCUCAUGAUGAUUGUUUUUCCCGCGUCGCCGCCACGCCUUAUUGCUUUGCCUAAUCAGUAGAGACCAAUCAGGGUUUGGCCGGACGACGGAGACGAAGAGGAGCUUUGGUGGCAGUAGCAGGUUCCCAACUUCCAACCUCCGAAUCCGGCCGAAAGGGAUUCCAGAGAGAGAUCAGAGGAAGCCCAACAGCGGCGCCGGCCGGCCGGCCGACGUGCUCAAGGCCGAGCAGCGGCGCCGGCGUGGAGCCGCCGGAGCAUUGUGGGGAGGCGCGCGCCGCCGCCGCCGUGGCUCCACCGCGUAUGCCUGCUUGCUGAUCGUGCGAGGUCGACGACGUCUUGACGAUGAUGGGGGAGCGGGCGCCGGACCGGAGGAGGCUGUACCAGGUUUGGAAAGGAAGCAAUAAAUUCCUCUUUGGCGGGCGGCUGAUUUUCGGUCCGGACGCGGGCUCCCUCUUCCUAUCCACUGUCUUGAUAGCGAGCCCGUUGGCCGGCCUGUGCUUCCAGUGCGUCACCAAGCUCAACUCCGGCAGCUCAGAGCUCAGGCAACCACUCGGCCUGCCGGUCCUUUUCGCCACCAUCCUUCUUGGGCUAUUGGAUCUGGCGUUCCUGUUCCUGACAUCGAGCAGGGACCCCGGGAUCGUGCCGAGGAACGCGCGCCCGCCGGAGCAGGAGGAGCGCGACGGGGACGACGACGGCAACCCCGCCGGCGUCGCCGAUGACGACGACGUCGUCACGGCGUCCAACGAGUGGGUGGUGACGAGCGCCGCGAACCACCACCCGCACCUCCGGCUGCCGCGCACCAGGGACGUGGCCGUCGCCGGCGGCCACGUCGUCCGGGUGAAGUACUGCGACACGUGCCUGCUGUACCGGCCGCCGCGGGCGUCGCACUGCUCCAUCUGCAACAACUGCGUCCAGAAGUUCGACCACCACUGCCCCUGGGUCGGCCAGUGCGUCGGCCUGCGAAACUACCGCUUCUUCUUCCUCUUCAUCUCGACGUCCACGUUCCUGUGCCUCUACGUCUUCGUGCUGUCCUGGCUCAACAUCGCCGCGCAGAGGCCCAGCCACGGCGGGUCGCUGCUGAGGUCCAUGACCGGCGAGCCGCUGUCCCUCGUGCUCGUCGUCUACACCUUCGUCGUCGCCUGGUUCGUCGGCGGCCUCACCGUCUUCCACAUCUACCUCAUGAGCACCAACCAGACGACGUACGAGAACUUCAGGUACCGGUACGACGAGAAGGAGAACCCGUACAACAGGGGCGUGCUGGCCAACAUGUCCGAGGUGUUCUGCACCGGGAUGCCGCCGUCGAUGAACAAUUUCAGGGCAUGGGUGGAGCUGCCGGCACCGUCACCGCCGGAGGCGUUCGACGGCGGCGGCGGCGGCGGGCCGAGGAACAAGAUCGACCUGGAGAUGGGGUACAAGGGCGGCGGCGUGCAACUCCCUGCUGGUGUUCCAGCCAUCUUGCAGGGGCUGCAUAAUUACGCUGAAAUGGAGAAGAACAGUGCCAGCUUCCACAUCAAGGACCGGCAAUCCGCGGAGGCGCCGGACCCCUUCAUGAUCCCGGAGGAGCUGCCAAUGCCAUACGCUGGGGCAGGAGGAGCUUCGUCUCCGACUGUGUUUGUAAAUGACGUCGACGGAGUCGAAUGAAGCGAUGAGCAGCUGGAUCAACUGUGGUUACGCAAUGAUGCACUUGCAAAUACAUUUUUGGACAAUCUUGGAACUCGAGACGAAGUUAAACAUCGUGAUCGUUUAUGACCUUGCUAAUACGUUGAAAUAGGUGAAUUCUCCGCAUGUUGCUGCGUAAACUUAAGGUGUAAUUAUAGGAGAAUGGAUCAUAUAUUUAUGUUGUAUAUAUGUUGAAACUGUUUGGUUGCUUCAGUGUCAGAACCUCCAAUUUAGUUUCUUUGUAAGAGAGUAGCUAAUUCGUUAUCAUGAUGGUAUUUAGUCACCAUAGAUUGCGAUAGUGUCAUUUAUCUUUGGAGAAACGAAGAGAUAUACUUUCAACC